Messenger RNA from Doryrhamphus excisus (bluestripe pipefish), 1938 nucleotides. RefSeq names its product CDGSH iron sulfur domain 2 (gene cisd2). NCBI's taxonomy places the organism in Eukaryota, Metazoa, Chordata, Actinopteri, Syngnathiformes, Syngnathidae. Gene Ontology annotation, cellular component: intracellular membrane-bounded organelle; mitochondrial outer membrane. The record is from RefSeq and is a predicted model, not a curated record. Gene Ontology annotation, biological process: regulation of autophagy; autophagy of mitochondrion. Gene Ontology annotation, molecular function: 2 iron, 2 sulfur cluster binding.
AUUUACGCCCUUUCUUAGCUUCUUAGCAUUAUAGAGGUUGUGUGAUUACGUACCGGUGAAGGACCGUGCUGAGAACAAAAAGCGUAGUGACAGAUAAACGAAGCGCAGGAACUAGUAUCCAAGUGAAAGCCUGCUGCACUUAACAGUGAACACUUCAAGAUGGUUUUAGAAACGAUUUCGAGGAUAAUAAAAGUGCAGCUUCCAGCGUACUUGAAGAAACUUCCUCUCCCGGAGACAAUCGGUGGCUUUGCAAGCUUAACAGUGUCCGAGUGGCUGCGGUUGCUGCCUCUACUAGGCAUCUUGGCUUUGCUGGGUUACCUGACCAUUCGACCCUUCUUCCCCAAGAAGAAGAAGCAGAGAGACAGCCUGAUCAACCUAAAGAUUCAGAAGGAGAACCCCAAAGUGGUCAACGAGAUAGACAUUGAGGAUCUGAACAGUGCAAACGUUUGCUACUGUCGCUGUUGGCGUUCCAAAACGUUUCCUGUUUGUGACAAGUCUCACUUAAAGCACAACGAGCUGACGGGAGACAAUGUGGGACCGCUCAUACUCAAGAAGAAGAUCCUAUAAUUGAACACUGAGCCCCCCCCCCACACACACACACACACAUUAUUUGCAUUUAUUUACACAUGCUGGUCAGAAAUGUGUCAUUGAGUUGUCAUCUGAAGGAGUGUGUUGACAAAAGGAACGUUUUGGCUUAUUUAGUUUUGCCGCUUUAUGCCCUCACAUUUCAGCAACCAUUUUUAUUAUUUCUUUCCAAGGGACAAUGCUGCAGAAACAAAACUUGGAUAUACUUAAGAAUAGUCAGUAUACAGACUGGCAUCCAUUUACCAUCCACUGAAAAUACUUUUGUCGAAAUAGCUGGCAACACAAGUCCAAAUGGACAUUUCCCCCCAAUGAACCAUAGCUCACUCAGACCAUGACACUACAACCACCAUGAAUUGCCUGUUGCCAAGACACAUGUUGAUAUGUACUUGUAUUUAGACAAUAAUGGUGGUUUGUUGACACAUUUACAGUGGAUAAAUCUAUACUGCUGUAAUAUAAAGUAUAUUCAACUUUACUUUCUAUAAUAUUGUACUUUGUAUGGUUGUCACAAGAUUAUUCAGAAAAAAUGUCUAGUGGGCACAAGGCCCGGGCCAAUAAUAAUCACACAAUAAAUUAACUUGAUCAUUUUGCUAGCCUUAAUAAAUUACCAUUUGGACCAGGCAGGACGAUGGUUCACUUUAUGCAUUGGUUUCAGCACCUUGACGCGUUUGUUUGACAAACGGCAUGGACGGAGUGAGCUAUUUUGAAAUUAUAAUGAAAAAUGGUUGCUGUGAUGUCAGGAGUAUACUGACUUCUGUGAGAUACUGUAAAUUGGAUUUUAGUCUACACAUCAUGGGGACCACUUUGAGGGGAUAACAGAAUUGCAGUGACCUUACAUGUGAAGUAAAAUAUCUGUAUAAGCCUAUUUUACUAUGUGCUACCAUUCUAUCCUUUCUGCCUUUCAUUACUCCCAAAUUCUAACUAAUGUGAAGCCCUCAAGCAUUAAGUUAUUAUGAGAGACUCGCUGCAACAUUUCUGAUGCCCUCGAGCACCUGUUGAUUUGAACUUGCACAUUUGAGUUAUAUCGCCUAUACCGUACAAGUCUACAUGGCCUUCUACAGAGGUUUUUUAGGGAUAUCAGCAGGAUCUAUAUUUGCAUUUAUUCUUAUCUUGUAUACCAUAAAAAUGACUGUAAAUACUGUAGUUCUCGCAGGAGUAUGUCAGCAAUAUUUUUACAUAAAAGCUUAAUACAAUCGAAAGUGAAUGUUUAUCAUGUGUUCUAAAUAAUGGUUUGAAUGAUCCCCCCAAAGCAUAUCAGCUAAGACACAAUCAUGUUUCGAGCUAAAUGCUAACAAGUGAAUAUGUCAUGUUUGAGGUUAAAAAUGUCCACAUGUACAAUAAAGAAACAACUAAAAA